Molecule: messenger RNA, 7805 nt
Organism: Dicentrarchus labrax (European seabass)
Lineage: Eukaryota; Metazoa; Chordata; Actinopteri; Moronidae
Exons: 6
Coding region: 229-7215 (2328 amino acids)
Molecular function (GO): calcium ion binding
Source: RefSeq, a predicted model, not a curated record
GAGUCACUUUCUCAAUAUUUGACUUAUAUCAUAUUAUUGAGAGAAAGUUUCUCAUUAUACUGACUUAAAGAAUCCUUUUUUUCUGCCACAUUGGCAGAAAUGGGCUUCCAAAGGUGUCCCACGCUUUUUACGCACAAUUUAAAUAAAAAAAAAAAAAAGGAAAAACUUUUGUGAAGCGUUACUUUCACUUUUGACGUUGGCUGGAAACGACGCAAGAACUUCGGUGUGAUGGCGGCUCAGAUGAAGAACUGGAGGACACUGAGGCUCCUCAUCCUCUUCAGCCUCCUCAGCCUCACUGAACUCUUUGAGGUGAGAGAGGAUGAGUGGGAGGAGCUCAGACCUGAUAUCGCUGCACUGCACCGCCUCAGAGGACUUCCUGAACACAUGUUCCACGAAAGGCUCAAGAACUCAAACCAAAGGCACGCAUCCAUCCAUGGGGCCAGAGGUAAAAGAUCCAGUACCAGGGCGGACAUUUACCAAAACCCACUGAGUCUGUUGAAUGAUUUGCAGGAGUGUGAGAAGAAUUUCACAAUGUGUGUCAUUGAGAUGGGACAGGAUUUCAACAGCUUCUUGGGAGCUGUUGAUGAACACAAGAUACAAGAUUGGCUGCUCAGUGCUUCAGAGCUCUCUCACAGCUACAGCCAAAGACUUCUGGUCAUGACUGACAAAGAAAAGUCAACAAAUGAAAGAGUCCAACAGGAAUACAGCAUGGAUCCUCAUUACUCAGUAAUAGUCAGCCUAGAAUGCCUGCACAAUGCUUCGUGUGUACCAGAAGCAGACGGCUACACUGUAGUGAAAAUAUUUGGAAGUGUUUCAGAAGAUGGACAAUCUGUGUCUGGACUUUCUGGCUCAUCGCUUGCAGAGCUGAUGUUGAAACAUUCCCUGGAAGCCGUACCGGUGUUCUCCUUCGAUGGAAACACAACCACAGACUUCCAACAUAACUUCAUUCGGGUUUUUGUGGUCCGUGGCAUCAAAGCAGUCUUAGAAACAACCCAGGAGAAUCACCAGAUUUACCAGGUCAUGAACCAACUUGACUCCGUUUCACACUACGAAAUUCCACAAAGACCGGUUGAUCACAGCACACAGUAUGACCACCAGCAGAUCCUCAUCAUGGAGGACGACCCUGUUGUCAGAAAAGCUGCUGUUUAUCUGUAUGAGAAACAUCCAGCCGUUAGCUCUGUCUACGUUCUUGAUAAAAACCAAAAACCAAAACUGAUUCACGGUGACUCUGUGCCUCUGACAGAGGACAGCAGACUGGUGCUGGUAGGCCAUGGUGUGACAGACAACUCAGGAGAGACGAAACUGGCAGGAUUCAGCGCACAAGAAGUCUCCAAAAUCAUUCAGCAAACCCCCAGGCUUUCUGAUAAAAUCAAAACAACGAGUGUGGUGGCCUGUGAGGUCGGAGCAGAUAAAGCUUUUGUUGAAACCCUCCUGAGGGACCUCCAUGAGACCGCCGGCAUCAAGACAGAGUUACACCUCAGGGAUGCUGUGCUCCAGGUCAGACACACAGGGGAGAAAAUCACCCAAGACAUCUCUACAGAAGGGCUGCAAUGGCGACAUAAAGAUGACAGCAAGAAAGUGGUGGCGACCCUUGAUAGUAAUGGAGACGUUGUUAUUAGAAACGAGCCUGGCAGUAAAGGAAAGGCAAUUUUUACUAAUGAAAGAAACCUUCUAAUGCAUCCGAGAAAACGUUUUCUGACCUAUAGAGACAGUUGGCCACAGGAGCCUAAGAGACAUAUUAGCCAGAAUGUUUUGGAGAAGUUGAAGCAUUCUGACCAAAAUAAGUUUAAUCAGAUACAUUCUGCUUUUGAUGAACUUGAGGCUGUGUCCUGGGGAUUCUUCCAUGGAGACCUGCCCCUUCCACAAAAGAUUAACACCAAUAACUUGCAGCAAAAAGAACAGCAUUAUGUAAUAAUGAAAAAAGAAACUGGCAAAUCUAAUAAUAAGAUAGAGUAUAUAGCAGAUGAACAGAUACCACAGGAUGUUCUGUCUAAGUGUUAUGAGAUUAAAUCAGGAGACGAUAUCAGAAAUGUCAUCCGUCACUAUGCAAAGACCGGGGAGAAUGAGGACACAUACCUGAUGGUCAAAGACUGGAUAUACCUUGUUGAUCAUAAAAGUCUGUAUGUGUAUCCAGUUGGAAAAAAGCUUGACAACAAUCAAAUUGGAAAUGAGGACAAAAUUAAUGAAAUUAAAGCCUGCAUUUUUAAACAGAUAGGCAAAGAAAAAUAUCCAGACAUGCGAAAACAAAUUCUUGAUAAAAAUAUAAAUAACCCAAAAGAACAAUAUGUUAAAUAUGUGAAAGAUAUUUUUCUUGGAGAGCACACAACUUACCUACCACUACCCACUGAGGCCUGGUACACCACAUAUUUCACUGCAUCAGUUAUAUCUGAAUCUGCUAGAAACUUCCGGACAUUUCCUCUGACUCUCAUGGCCCUGGAUAUGGUUGAAAGCAAAAACAACAAUAUCCGAGAGAAAGGACUGAGGUUUUUUUUUGAAGACCAUCCAAUGGCAAGGGGAGGUAGUUGGGUUGACCCAAGCAGGCGAGGAUUUAGUGGCUCAGCAACACCUGAAGGUUCUAGCAAAUUACAAAAUCGAUACCCUCCGACAGAACAUGAUUUAAAUUUGGCACUCAAAGAAGUCCUAAUAAAAGAAUUCAACCAUUACAAAUUAUGGGUUGGAGAGAAUAAAAAAGAUUCUCUGUCUCAAAUAUUGAAUGUUGUGGAAAAAUACAAGAUAUCUGAAAGUAAGGAAACCAUUAUUAAAGAUUACGAAUUGUUCAAAACACAAGAUAGCAGUGAACCGCAAGCAUCCGGCGCAUUAGGAGGCUACAAUGAUGGCCACACAACAUCCCAAGACCUAAAAUCUGCCAGAGAGUUGGAGAAUUCCUUCAAACUUGAAUCAUAUUUCUCCAGGGCAAGAGCAUUAUCUGCUGAACAAAUCCACAGUCAGAUAAAGGCAAAGUAUGGAGAAAGUCUGGCAGGGUUGCACAUUCAGGAGAGCAGUGCCAUGAUGGAGAAUGGACAGUUCAUAUGUAACGUUGUGUCUGAGGGUGCUGAUGUUGAACCUGUUGAGUUUAGGGUUGCGUUAUCUCCAGAGAGUCAACACUACAAUGAAAAGAUGUUGAAGGGCAUUGACACAGCAAUCCAUGAUCUGGAGAGUCACGGUUCAGUCUCCUCCCAUAAGGUCAACAAGUUUGUAGAGCACAGUGGGAGUGCUGUUGGGGUGUUGGGUCUCAUGCUGGGGAUGAAAGGAGCUGUUCGUGCUUUUGAACAGGGUGAUGUUAAAGAUGGUGUGAUGGGAACGUUGCAAACGGCUCAUGGAGUGACAGCAAUGACAACGUCUGUUAUUGCGAGACAAACUCUGUCCUCAGAGGCAAGAAUCGCCAGAGCUGCAACCCCUGUAAUGAAGGGCACAAUGACUGUCAUACCAAUAGUGGGGAUUGGAUUUGGGUUAUACAAUUUAAAACAAGAUUUGGAGAGAGGUGACACACUGGGAUACAUUGAUGCUGCCUUAGAUGGUGUUAUGCUUGAACUGGAUGUUAUUGAAAUUGUUCAGCCUGAACUGGCACCAUUUAUAAUGCCUAUAAACCUCGCUUUAUCAGUAGUCCGGAUGGUCAUUGAUGAUUUUUAUAUGAGUAUACAGAAUGAACUAAACAGCCUCCCAAAGGAUGCUGGAGUUGCACAAAAACUGCUGGCUGUUUUUCGUGGCUUUGGGAAGGGGAUUUUGCACUUUGUAAUUAAUGUGGCAAGUUUCUUUUACGAUUGGCAUUACGAUGAAAUUGAGGAGGGACACCGACUUGUUGCACAGAUAUCAGACUACCAAAAAUAUUACAAAGUUACAAAGGAACAGGAUGGAACCAAUGCCAUUGAUUUUAGUGGUGGUGGCUCUUCUUGGAAUGGUGGAGGUAUUAACUUCUGCCUGGCUGACCAGGGUCAGUCUGAGCUCUGCAUGGACUAUUUUGUUUCUAGCGAGUAUAGUUUUGGAAGGAGGUGUUGGAAGAUUGAUACACAUGGAAGCCAAGAUAUUAUUCUUGGCCUGGGGGAAUCACAUCAGUUAGAGUACAAGACACUACAGAAGAAAGUACUCAUGUUCAUACCUGCCGGCUCUGUGACAGUGGUUUCAGGUUAUGAAGCUGUAUCUAAUUCCAGAUAUGGGAUAUACAAAGGAAAUAGAGAUUCUAAUCGUUUCUUUGCUAUUCAGAAAUCAGACGACCAACAUAUGAUUGAAGUGAUGUUAAGUUACUAUUACGAGCUUUACGGUGAACCAGGUGAUGACAUAUUCUUCCUCGGUCCACAGAGAAGUUACGUUAAAGGCUCUGGUGGGAAAGACACAUACGUCAUUCCUGAAAAUGGAGGGAAAACCAUUAUUAACAACUACGAUCCUUCCAAAGCAGUGGACACUCUUCACUUCAGUGUUGAUUACACUCACAUUUCUGUGUCUAAAUCUGGAGAUGAUGUUGUGUUAAUGUAUGAGGGCAGUCAUACGGUGACCAUAGAAGGAUGGUUUUUAGGGGAACUGUAUCGUCACAUGAACAUGAUGUCAGGAGACGGAGUUUUAUUUGAGAUUUCCUCCACUGUGGUUUCUUCUGUUCGGCUGGUGGCCACAGGAAUUAACAUGAUGUUUAAGACACGUGGUGAAAUUGUGAAUGCAUCACAACCACUUUUAAGUACAGUUACAAAUAUCUUUGGGUCUCGAUAUGAUGACGUGCUCAUUGGGAAUGGAGAGAAGAAUCUGAUGGAUGGAGGAGGAGGUAGAGAUCGUCUGACUGGGGGUGAAGGAGAAGACAUGUACAUAGUGAAAGACAGACAACAGUCCUCAGUGUUGAUUGAAAAUUUCUCCAGGGACAAUAAAACAGACCUGGUCAUAAUAGAAGCAAAUCUUCAUACUUUUAAUGUCAAGGUAGAAGGUGAUAAUGUUGUUCUGAACGCUUUCCAUAUGAAUAUAGCCAUCCAUGUGACUUUAGUGAGGUGGUUCAGAUCACCAGCAGACAGACACUUGCUUGUUGUGACAAAAGAUCUGAUCACUUACACAAUCUCGGAUAACAAGGCUGACUGCCAGCAGAAGGACCCCUUCACCAAGUGCAUAAAAAGUCGCAGCAUUGACUACAGCAGCUCUCCAUCUCAUCUGGUGGUGGACCUUCAGGAGGAUGAGGCUUUUCACAGUGUGACAGAGGUCCGCGGGUCAGCAUUCGAUGAUGACAUCAGAGGGAAUAAAGAACACAAUGUUUUUGUCCCGGGAAGUGGAAAUGAUUUUAUGCAAGGUAGAGGAGGAGAGGACUGGUACAUUAUCACACCAGGACAAGGAAUUAAAACCAUCAACAAUCAAUCCCCAGAUCUAGCCGUGGACAUUAUCUUCCUGAAAGAAGAAUAUCAGCACAUCACAUGUACGUGUGAAGGACAGAGCAUCAUAAUGUCAGUAUACGGCAGAAAAUAUGUUAUUUUACAGAACUGGUUUAACUCAAAGAAUCAUCAGCACCUGCAGAUCAAGACCAGUGACGGAAUAACAGCUGGACUGAUGUCCAACCGCAGCAGCUGUGACAAGUCUUUAUUGGAACCCUUAACUGUUGACUAUAGAAACCAGAAACCUGAACCACUUCAAAAAAUUGAGACAUCAGAUGAGUUAUUUUUAUCUAUAUAUGAUGAGUGUUUCAGAUAUAGAAGAACACAUACAGAAGACAGACUCUUCUGCGACUUUAAAGGCAAAGUGAUGAUGAUGAAUAAUAUGGAUUCAGUGAAAGAAAUGUAUGGCUCCACAGGUUUUGACAUCAUGGUUGGGAACAGCAAUGCCAACCUGCUUGAUCCUUACACCGGGGGUGCACUGAUGUUUGGAGGUGAAGGAAAAGACACUUACAUAAUCAAACAUGGAUAUGGUACCAACUUAAAGAUUGAUAACUUUGCAGAAGAUCAGAAUAUUGAUACUGUGAUGAUUGGUAUGGAUUUCCUUGCUGGCAGUCAAAUCGCACUGGAUUCAAAAACGCGAGAUCUUGAUGUGCUGAUCACAACAAAAGAGGAACAAUUAAAAUUCAGUUUGCUCAACUACAAUAACGGUGACCAACAUCAGCACCUAGAAUUCCAGAGCUCUGACGGAGUGAAUUUUAAAUUGAAAUCAGUAAACUCAGCUGGAGACGACUCUUUCUUUAACGUUGAAGCUUUCAAAGUGACUCUGAAACAAUCGCAUGUUGACUGCCGUUUGGACCUCAGCUCUCAGAGGAAUCUGUCCAAGGUCCAUACAGUGCAUGGCUGUUCCUCACAGUCCAAUGACAUACUGGGUAAUGCUCAAGACAAUGCUCUAAUUGGUGGAUGGAAGGAUGACGUGUUGGAAGGAGGCGAAGGAGAUGACACAUUGAUAGGAGGGAACGGAGAUGACGUCCUCGUUGGUGACUUGGGAGACGACACUCUUUAUGGUGAGGAUGGAAAUGACACUAUGAUGGGAAACUCUGGCCGGGACAUCUUCAUUCCUGGACCUGGGGCCGAUCUACUGGACGGAGGUCCUGGCAGAGACACUGUUCUGUACCGGGGUGAUCAUGACACGGGUGAAGGGGUUUAUGUUAACCUGCUGACUGGACAAGGCCGCUAUGCUGAUGCUGAGGGGGACGUGUUGAAGGAUGUGGAGACGGUCAUUGGCACCAUCUAUUCUGAUAUCUUGGUGUCUGGUUAUGAAAGUUCUCUUCUCAAAGGCUCAGACGGCAGCGACAUCUUGGUGUCCACUGGUGGUGAUUACCUGGAAGGAGGUGAAGGAAAUGACAUUUACAUGGUGGCUUUUAACCACGGUGCAGUCACCAUAAACAACUGUGCAAAGGACAACGCCACAGACGUCCUGUACUUGAGCUCACGGUCAACACCAUUAUUUGACUGCCAACUGUUAUCUGACAGAGUUCUUCUGAUUUUCUUUGGACAAAACCAAACUACUGUUAAAAUUAAACUUGAAGGCUGGACCAGUGAUGAUAAUGAAUGUGGUCAUUUGAAGUUGGUUUUCAGAGACGUGGAGGUGUCAGUGGACCGGCUGCUACAAGAGUGUCAGUUAAGACACAAGGAAGCAGUUUGGUCUUCAGCCAUAAGUUGGAUUAUCUGCAUCAGUCUCGUCCUCUUCCACUGUGUUAUCAUUUUACUGACAUGCAGAAAAUCACUUUUAAGGAGAGAACAAGAAACACAGCAGAAACCAACAGAAACAAAUGUUGAAGGAGAAUCAGAUUCUAUGAUGGCAGAUGCAAUGUAGAGUUCUGUGAGGCUGCAGUUGAAAUUUAUCUCUGAACACAAGGAGACAGUAUCUGAAUUUCACUGAACAUUGGUCAUUUUAUCUUUUUGUGGUUUGCAGUCGAUUGUAGUUGAGUUUACUUUUAAAGCUCAUGACAGGUCAGGGCAUUUUGUGCAUCAUUGACAAACAUCAUUUUUUUUAGUUAGAAGCAUGGUGUCUGAAUGGAUCAUAUUUAGUAAUCAAUCAACUACAUAUUGAGGAAAGACUGACUUAUAUCAUUAUAAUAAUAUAAUUCAUCCUGGCUCUUAGCUUGGGGACAUAUAGAUUAUCAUAACAUUGGAUUCAUCGCUGACAUUGUAGAGAUUUUGGACACGAUCAGACUUUAUGUAUUGAAUGAAAGUAAAGGAAAUUUCUACUUUAACAGCAACCUGUAUUUAUUAUUACAAUAUUAUUAAUUACUUCACAUUGUGCUUUGAUUUAAAUGUUUUGGACAUUUUUAACUCAUCUAACUGUUACUGUACUCAAAUGUUUCAUAAUCAUAUCAAAUCAUAUGUGUCAUUUAUUUUAAUUCCUUUCUCAUUUAUUCUUGGAAAUAAAAUCAUUCAAAUUAU